AUGUACCCUGGAAAGUCCCCUGCCGGUCUGCAUUUAACAAAUAGACGCGAUAUGUCACGGCCACGUGAGCAGAAUAACGGUCUCUCCGACUCACACUCCCUUCGCCGCCGCCGUUCCCAAUCCGAUCUACAGGAUAUCCAGUUAACAUGCUUCAAGAGGCCAUUGACUAUCUUCCCACCUCCAAUUCAAUCGUGCAGUAGGCAGUUCGACAUGGACAUCAAUACUGCGUCUAACGUUCCAGGGUGCAGAGGCCAUACCAUGCUAUUCUCGUCCUCGGGCUUGAAACCGGUCUCUGUACUUGGCAGCGAGCAUACUACAUCUCGUAUUCUCCCACCGUCUCUUACUCAAACAGAGAGCUCACAGAGAUAUCAAUCGCCUUCCUUGCGGGGAUGCUCGUUUUACAUCCGACCACGCCAAUUCUCACGGCUAUUGACACCAUUAUGGCUAACGACGAACACCGAGGAUGGCAUCCCUCAUGAACGCAGAUAA
This is a messenger RNA of Guyanagaster necrorhizus, 489 nucleotides long. RefSeq lists its product as uncharacterized. The record is from RefSeq and is a predicted model, not a curated record. NCBI's taxonomy places the organism in Eukaryota, Fungi, Basidiomycota, Agaricomycetes, Agaricales, Physalacriaceae. The transcript is spliced from 4 exons. Bases 1 to 489 code for a protein of 162 amino acids.